Molecule: messenger RNA, 1349 nt
Organism: Ziziphus jujuba (common jujube)
Lineage: Eukaryota; Viridiplantae; Streptophyta; Magnoliopsida; Rosales; Rhamnaceae
Product: protein XAP5 CIRCADIAN TIMEKEEPER
Exons: 12
Coding region: 74-1084 (336 amino acids)
Biological process (GO): chromatin organization
Cellular component (GO): nucleus
Source: RefSeq, a predicted model, not a curated record
AAUAAAUUUGCAAUCGCAGUUUUACGUUGAAUCGCAAGGGAGGGAAGGGUAGAGACAGAGAAAGAGAGGAAAGAUGUCGGGCAUGGGAGACGGGUACGUGGGCACGUCCCAAGACGCCGUGAGGAUCCGAAGGCUCGAGAAGCAGAGAGAAGCAGAGCGCCAGAAAAUCCAGGAGCUCAAGACCAAGUCCGCCUCUGAUAAGGGCCAGCCCGGUCUCCUUCAAUUCGGCUCCAGUACCUCCGAGAUCCUUGAGACCGCGUUUAAGAAGGAAACUGUUGGUUUGGUUACAAGGGAGGAAUAUGUUGAGAAGAGAGUUAACAUUCGGACCAAAAUCGAGGAGGAAGAGAAAGAGAAGCUUCAGAAGCUACAACAAGAAGAGGAGGAGCUACAAUUGCAAAAGCGGAAAAAGAGGAAGAUAAAGGGGAAUUCUCGUUUGUCAUUCACUGAUGACAUUGAGAAUGGAAGCGAAGAGGAAGAUGGAGAAAACGAAAAUAAAGACACAGUUAAAUUUGGGAGAGGAAAAUUUGGCAAAGACCCCACAGUGGAAACUAGCUUUUUGCCAGACAGUGAGCGUGAGGCUGAGGAACAAGCUGCGCGUGAAAGGUUAUGUAGACAAUGGCAACUGGAGCAGGAGCGGAUACGAAAUGAGCCACUUGAAAUCACUUACAGCUAUUGGGAUGGAGCAGGCCAUAGGCGAGUGAUCCAGGCACGGAAGGGUGAUACCAUUGGAGAGUUUCUUCGAGCUGUUCAACAACAACUUGCUCCUGAGUUUCGAGAGAUUCGGACAACCUCUGUAGAGAAUUUGCUUUAUGUGAAAGAAGAUCUCAUCAUUCCACAUCAGCAUAGUUUCUAUGAGCUGAUUGUUAACAAGGCAAGGGGGAAGAGUGGACCGCUUUUUCACUUUGAUGUGCAUGAGGAUGUACGAACAAUUGCUGAUGCAACGAUAGAGAAAGAUGAGUCUCAUGCUGGAAAGGUUGUUGAAAGGCAUUGGUAUGAGAAGAACAAGCACAUUUUCCCUGCUUCGAGAUGGGAGAUAUACGAUCCAACAAAGAAAUGGGAACGUUAUACCAUUCAUGGCGACUGAUUAAUCCUAAGGAACAUGAUUUUGUUUAAGCGAAGCUUUGUCAAGGUGCCUUGGUUUUUUCUCUCUGAGAAAGUGUUGGUUACUGCACUUUUAGAUAAUGUGUGUAGUAACAGAUUAGCGACUUGCAUGGAAAGUUUAGAAUGAAGAUUUUUAUUUUGAGUUUCAAUUUUGGGCCAUCUCUAAUGCUUUCGUAUUAGGUCCUCUCCAUUAUGGAAAAUGUAGAGAAUGCUCAAGUAGAAGGAAUGGAUAUGUUUUUCAUACCUAA